Messenger RNA from Epinephelus fuscoguttatus (brown-marbled grouper), 6766 nucleotides. RefSeq names its product calcium-independent phospholipase A2-gamma-like. Gene Ontology annotation, cellular component: membrane. The coding region runs from base 202 to 2742 and encodes 846 amino acids. Gene Ontology annotation, biological process: arachidonate metabolic process. The transcript is spliced from 10 exons. Lineage: Eukaryota; Metazoa; Chordata; Actinopteri; Perciformes; Serranidae. The record is from RefSeq and is a predicted model, not a curated record.
CGUCACUGUGGAAAUCAAGUGUCAGGUUUAGUGACCGUGUGUUGCCAUACGUUGUUAAACAUUAGUGUUAAUGUUAAUGAAGAAUGGCGACUCACUGAACAUAUAAAAGUAUUCGCGGCUUUUAUGAUACGACGACAUAAAACGACUGGUUUAUGACGAAGGGAGAGCUUAGAUCUAAUACUGUGGAUGUGACCUGAAAGAAUGAGUCAUAAAUGGGCUCCAAAUACCUGGGUCAAAGUAAGCAGAGCGUGCCAGUUGUGGCAAACACAUGCUCAAAAGUCAGCAGCAUCACCUCCAUUGUCUGGUGCCUCUCACUGCAGGGUUUAUGUACAACAGGCUUACUGCUACAAGGUUGGCUAUCUCAGCUGGAGGCACAUUCACCACCUGAGGAUCACUGGGCGCAAAGGAUGGCUCUGUAAAGCAAACCAGGUUAGACAACGACUUGGAUUCCACACCAGCACCCUGCAUUUGAACACUUCAGCCUCACGGUGGUCUACUGGUCUGAGCCAACACAUGUCGCGGGUCAGAACAACACUAGACACAGUUUCCAAAGCUGUGAGCGGGACACAUACAGAACUUCUCUCUAAAAUUGGCAGACUCAAGCCCAGUGCUUUAAAGGGAAGGAAGAAGGCUGAGGCGAGUGUUGAGUCAGUGCCAAAGGCUGAGGAGAGUGCUGUCACAUCCACUCCUGCUCCCACCGAUGCUGCUCCACCUUGUACAUCUACAACACCCAAACCUGCAUGUAACUCAUCUCCUGCGAGUCCUUCUGUUCCUGCUUCUGCUGCUACACUUAAUGCAAGUGCCACUACCUCCACUUAUCCUCACAGUCCUUCCCAAGCAUCCGUCACUGCCACAAUUCUGACUGUGCGUGAACUUAAGGACAAAAAGCUGAGACGCGUCGUUCCCGCUGUCAGAGCCAAUUCUGCCAGGAAACAGGAGGAACUUAAAUCUUCACUGAGUGAUACUGAAAGCAAGAGCACAACUUCCAAACAAACCACAGCACUUUUCCAUCCCAGCACCUUUUCAGUCAGCCUGGAUGAGACAUACAACUACCUGGCUCAUCACAUCAACUCAUACUUUAGCAGCAGUACAAAGACUCAGGACAAGAAAGUGGACAGUGCUGACAAUGCUUCCUCUCAGGGUCAACAACCUAGUGACCUCAUGCCAGUGUCUAAUAAAACAGUCUCUGCUGCUCCAGUUACCCCACCUUCCAUGAAGAAGGGCUUGGGACACUACCUGUCCUACUCAGCUCCAACUGUGCAAGCCUUUGUAGGAAGCUACAUUGCUCCCUUGGUCCCAAAGUUCAGGACAGCAGAGUCCAAAACUGCUACAGUGGAGGAAAAGAAGUCUGAGGAUGCCCUGGUCAAACAGGCUGAGGCCACAGUUACUAAGGAACAGAAGGCUGCCGAGGAGAAAGCCAAGAAACUUCUGCUUCAAAGGGAGAAGAUCAUUGCCAGGGUGAGCGUGGACAAUCGAACUCGGGGUCUGGUUCAGGCUCUCCACAGGGCAUCAGAUGUGAGGGUCUACAUCAACAGGGUGGAGGACCUCAGCUACCACCUCCUGGAGUUUCCGGAGACUAGUGGUGUUGCAGUCAAGGAGCAGGUUAUCCCUUGCCUGCUGCGUCUGAAACAGGCCAGUGACCCCGGCCUGAGGGCAGCAGUUAGAGAAGCCCUCGCUCUGGUGGGCUACCACAAACCUGUGAAAGGCCGAGGCGUUCGCAUCCUGUCCAUAGAUGGAGGAGGGUUAAGGGGACUUGUUGCACUUCAGACGUUACACAAGCUGGAGGCCCUGACCGGGAAACCUAUUUACAAACUGUUUGAUUAUAUUUGUGGUGUCAGCACAGGUGCUAUCUUAGGGUUCAUGCUAGGUGUGUUCCAAAUCCCACUGAACGAGUGUGAUGAUCUUUACCGGAAGCUGGGUUCAGAUGUCUUCAAGCAAAACGUCAUUGUCGGCACUGUGAAGAUGGGCUGGAACCACGCUUUCUAUGACAGCGAAGCCUGGGAGAACAUCCUCAAAGAGAAAAUGGGCUCUCACCUCCUGGUGGAGACAUCAAGAAACCCUGAAUGCCCCAAGGUGGCAGCGGUGAGCACCAUUGUGAACAGGGGCACUCCUCUGAAGGCCUAUGUGUUCAGGAACUACAACCUGCUACCCGGGGUGCGCUCUCACUACCUGGGGGGCUGCCAGCACCAGCUCUGGCAGGCCAUCCGGGCCACAUCAGCAGCCCCUGGGUAUUUCCAGGAAUUCCCCUUGGGAGAUGAUCUCCACCAGGAUGGAGGUCUGCUGAUUAACAACCCCACUGCACUGGCUAUUCAUGAGUCUAAGUGUUUGUGGCCCAACACGCCCCUGGAGUGUGUAGUCUCACUUGGUACGGGCCGCUUUGAAACUCCUGGCAAGAACAGCACCACUUACACGAGCCUCAAAACCAAACUCACCAAUGUCAUCAGCAGCGCCACAGACACUGAGGAGGUUCACGCCAUGCUCGACGCCUUCCUCCCUCCCGACACUUAUUUCCGCUUCAACCCCUACAUGAGCGAAGACAUCCCCAUGGAUGAGAACCGGCAGGAGAAGCUCAACCAGCUGCAGGCUGAGGGCAUCCGUUACCUGGAGAGGAACGACGAGAAGGUGAAGAAGGUGGCUCGCAUCCUCAUCCGAGAGAAGAGCUCCGUCCAGAGGAUGGCGGAUUGGGCCAGGCUCAGGGCUGACAUGUAUAACCGUCUGUCCUUUAAGUUGUCUAAACUCUAGAUCCAACACAAGCCACCUUUACCCAACAAAAUGGAGCUCUUCCCUCAUUGUAAAUUGCCUAGAAUAUGUCAUGCUACCAUUAUGUGUCGUAGUUAUUGACUUCUUGAUCUGUAGCUCUGAAAAACGUUGUGUACACGCACAAAUAGGCAGUGUCCGACAUGCCAAAUACUACCUUCCUUCUCACUCUACACUUUGACAGUGAGUUUAGUUUUGACGUGUUGCAGUCUGCAGGUAAGUGCAUCUGGUUGCCACUGUGGUUGGCAGCACUUGACUUGCACUUUGUUGCGUUCAAAGGGGAUGUGUGAAAUGACAUAAGGAUUUGAGAGCUACCUAAAUAGGGAUUCACUGUCACGUUUGCUUGCAAAUUCGGCUUGUAUUCUUAAAGGAGUAGUUCAUUUUGGGAGAACAUUUUGGGCAACUUGCUUUCUUGACAAAUUUUAGAUAAGAGGAUUGAUACCAUGUGACACUGUAUGGUAAAUACAGUAUGAAGAUACAUAGCUGGCAAUCUGUUAGCUUAGCUUAGUAUGAAGACUAAAAUUGGGGAAGCAGCUAGCUUUGCUCCGUCCAAAGGAGACAGUUUUCAGUUUUGGAUGGAGGGAACCUUUCCAUAAUUUUAAGAACCCCCUUGUCUGUUGUGUCCCCACUAAAAGUGUAGGAAUGAGUGUAAUUUUUAGUUUUUAGGGAAUUUUUUUAGCUCCUAUUUCACAGAAGGAACCAUAAAUGACGCAAUUGUAUGUUGACUGGUUGAACGCAGCACCGACAGCUGCCAUUUUAGUCUUGUAAAUAACAGACAACUCAUACAAGAGCUCCUAAUGAAAAAAAAUGGAAACAAACAUGGAGGAAUGUACUGACAGUGAAGUCCAGGCUUUACUGAGCAUGUACGUGAAGGAGAUAAUACAACACGAUUUUGGUUCGUCAAAGCAAAAUAGACACCUGCCGUGUUUCAGUAUAUCAAUUUCAACCUUCCUAUUGGCAGUGCGAAUGCAAACAGAAAAAUUCCUUGAAGGUACGUAGUUCUCUGGGAGCUCCCUAGUUGGCAGCUCCUCUCUGUGAAUCCCCAGAACUGUUUGGACUGAAAACGUCAAAAAUCCACCUACAUAGCUGUUCCCCAUUUCCAGACUUUGUACUAAGCUAGGCUCUAGCUACAUUUUUACCGUGCACACGUGAGUAUAAUCGAUCUUCUCAUCUAAUUUUAGUCAAGAAAGCAAAUAAAGAUAUUUAUUAAAAUGUUAAACUAUUCCCUUAAAAGGCAGAAUAUUGUAACGUUCUACAGUAGCCAGUUACCGACUGUUAAACCAAGUGAGGACUUUUUAACCACUUGUUUCCUUUUUAGAGAUUUGUGAUGACAACCAGUAUAUCCUCACAAAUUUGUGUCUACUCUCACAGAAAAUUGUGUAGAUUGGACAUGUCUUGUUUGAAAUUCACUAUUUGUUGAGCUUAGCUGCCAAUCUGUAACUAUAAAACACCAAUGUAAAGAAAUGACGGGAAAAAAAAUUGUUCUUAUUUUUGUAAUCAGUCUAUUAGUGUUGUCAUGAUACUGGAAUUUCUAAGUUCAGUACAAAACUUUGGAAAAUAUUGGUAUUUGAUACCAUUUUCGAUACAAUGAGAAAAAAUUAACAAGGCGUAACAUUUGAAUUUUUUUAUUUAGGAUAAAUGUAACAAGGCUAUAACAUGACAACGACAACGUUGACUGUAGUAAACAUUAACAGUAAGAGACAAUGAGACAGUGAAGUUGGUACAGGUGUAUUAAUACUGCGGAAAAUGAGUAUUCAAAUGGUUUCAAAUACUCAGAUUCAAUAUGUAUCGAUAAGUCGAUAUUUUUGACAACACUACACUCUAAUCGAGGUCAAUUUGAGCACUGAAUGCAAGUGACAUUUCUGAGAUGUAAGGACAAAAAUUUGCACCUUAACUGAAGCAGCUACUGGUCAACUGUGUAAUUGUAUACUGAUAAUAGUAACUGGUACAUGAGGGUUCACUUCAAGCAUUACAGUAUUGUAUGUAUUGUUUUAUGGAAAUGCAUGUUAUAUUUAAGACUGUUCACAAAAGAGACAAGUAAAUAUUUAGUAAAAAACCUGCCAAGAAGAGGAUGUUGCAAAGAUUUACCCCAAUAUUUAAUUCAAAACGUCUAUAAUGAUGCAUAGUUAUGGUUACAUAUGUAACAGAUAUAUCAGGGUGGUCUCACUCCCAACUCGCCAAUUACGGCAACUUAGCCCUACACUUCAAACUAUGACACUCUACACUCUAGUAACUGUGUCGAAAGUAAAGGAGAAUUCAGGUGUCAUGUUAUAAAGAGCAACAAAGUCUAUGAAGGGAGGAAGUUGGGGAAGACGGAUGGGUCAAACAAACACAUGACUUUCAUCCGGGACACGGCGUUCGUGUCCCGUGUGAAACCAAAAGUCAGUGUUGACUUAAGUUGACAUAAAUACUAAGAAUGUCAGUUAAUUUUGCUUUUGACACCCAGUAACUGGUAAAUAAGUUCUUAAUUUUUCAGAAAAAAACAACACCAAUGAUAUGUAAUACAAGAGGCAUUUCAUUUUAACAUAAGUGCUGCAAUCCAUUGACUCACUGAGCUUUAGCUUUGCAUUCAGACCACGAACUGUUAGCCUUAAAAGGUGGUUUUGUAAUUUAUUUGUUUGUAGGCCUAAAUGUUUUGCCUUUUAUUUCUUUGUUGGCUUUGCUGACAGACAGUCUCCACUAGCUAGCCUUGGCUGUUCUGCACUGCUUAACACCGAGUUGGAUGGGAGCUAGCUAGCGCCACCGCUUAUUCGUGACUACCACUGGUAACACUUACCCUGUGGCGGCACAGGGUUACUGCAGAAAUAUGAUGGCCAUCCUCCUGUCUCUCCCUAAAUCGUCCUGGUGAGUAAGUGGCCUCAUUUUGAGCUUCAUGUCCCCUUUAGCUUUGUUAACUAUUUUAGCACAACUGCUAACGGUGCUAACAGAUCUAAUAGUGAUAACAUAGUUACCAAUGCUACAAAAGCUUUGAAGCUCAAUAUUAAGCUGCCUACUCACCAGGGUGACAUGGGGGGGUCAGGGAGCAGGGGAUGGAUGGCAUAACAAGUGUUAAUCACCUAAUGAGUGGCGCUACUAACUAGCUCCUACCAGAGCUGAGUGGUGCUCUGUGCAGUAAACUGAGGAGAAAUGUUAGUAAAAUGAAUCUAUAGGCUGACACUGUUAUAUGUUAACUAAUUAACAGUUAAGCAUUGACAUCCUGAGUGAUUAUGUAUGUUGACUUGCGUAAUGUAUUUAACUUACAUUGUGUUUGAAACAUACUUUCUGUAACCCAAACCAUGAUCAGGUAGUUUUGGUGCCUCAACAGGAAGUUUAUUUUGAAAAGAAACUGUAUGAAUGUAACGAGCAGAGACAGACACGUGCAAAACUGACUCUAGAGGGGUACGUAGAGAGUCAUAGUUUGAAGUGUAGAGCUUGUAGUUGAGAUUGAAAACGUAUUUGGUAUCUAAGUAACCAAAUGGAGGCUCGCUCUCAAAGAUUUAACUUGUAUGGAUUAUUUUAGCCUCAGAGUAUUUUAAGUUCGCUUGUUUCAAUCGCUUUUAUCAUGGUGUGCUUGAUUGUUUGGUUUUAUGGAUUCCCCACAGGCGCUGCACAUUUUCCGCUCUGUCUUCAGUGUGCCCUCUUUCUCUUUGAUGCCUCUGCUUAAAAGCCUCUUUCACCCAUUCUACCUUGAAGAGCUGUGUGUCCGUCCCCACUCUGCUGUGCUGUAAUGUCUGUCGAAAUCACGCAGGUCAUAGCUGAGGGACUGGUUUGAAACAGAUUGCUGCUUAUUGAUUUAUCAUGGUUUAAAUUAUCUUAAUGACAUGUACAGCUUGAAAAGAUGCACUGCAGACAUUCAUGCCUGACCUCUUCCAGUACUGUACAACUGAUACAGUGAUGUGUCAGUCACUCCCAGAGGACCUGAGGUAAAGUGGACGCAGAUAUUACCCUGAUUAAUAUAAUUCCACUGUUCUGUUGUUGAUCCUGUGUAAAGACUGUUUGAGAGUGUAUGUAAUUAAAACCUAUCAGUGAA